Messenger RNA from Trichomycterus rosablanca, 1311 nucleotides. RefSeq lists its product as uncharacterized. Gene Ontology annotation, biological process: negative regulation of mitochondrial outer membrane permeabilization involved in apoptotic signaling pathway; mitochondrial ATP transmembrane transport; mitochondrial ADP transmembrane transport. The record is from RefSeq and is a predicted model, not a curated record. The coding region runs from base 67 to 963 and encodes 298 amino acids. Gene Ontology annotation, molecular function: ATP:ADP antiporter activity. Gene Ontology annotation, cellular component: mitochondrial inner membrane. Lineage: Eukaryota; Metazoa; Chordata; Actinopteri; Siluriformes; Trichomycteridae. The transcript has 4 exons.
CUCAGGAGAACAGAGCACGGUCACAGUUAUAAAGUCGAAUUAAAAGCACAUCCCCGGACAUUUAAGAUGAGCGAAACCGCUAUUUCGUUUGCCAAGGAUUUCUUGGCUGGUGGAAUCGCCGCUGCCAUUUCCAAGACAGCCGUUGCUCCCAUAGAGAGAGUCAAGCUUCUCCUUCAGGUCCAGCAUGCCAGCAAGCAGAUCACAGCCGACAAGCAGUACAAGGGUAUUAUAGACUGUGUGGUGCGCAUCCCCAAAGAGCAGGGCUUCCUGUCCUUCUGGAGAGGUAACCUGGCCAACGUGAUCCGGUACUUCCCCACGCAGGCCCUCAACUUUGCCUUCAAGGACAAGUACAAGAAGAUCUUCCUCGACGGCGUCGACAAGCACACCCAGUUCUGGAGGUACUUCGCCGGUAACCUGGCGUCCGGCGGCGCCGCCGGUGCCACCUCGCUCUGCUUCGUCUACCCUCUCGACUUCGCCAGGACGCGCCUGGCCGCCGACGUGGGUAAAGCUGGAGCCGGGAGGGAGUUCACCGGCCUGGGUAACUGCCUAGCGAAGAUCUUCAGGUCAGAUGGUCUGAAGGGGCUGUACCAGGGCUUUAAUGUGUCCGUUCAGGGCAUCAUCAUCUACAGAGCCGCCUACUUCGGCGUCUACGACACCGCCAAAGGUAUGCUGCCCGACCCCAAGAACACCCACAUCAUGGUGAGCUGGAUGAUCGCGCAGACCGUAACCGCUGUCGCUGGACUCGUGUCCUAUCCCUUCGACACAGUGAGGCGUCGGAUGAUGAUGCAGUCAGGCCGCAAAGGAGCUGACAUCAUGUACACCGGAACCAUCAACUGCUGGAGGAAGAUCGCGCGGGACGAGGGCACCAACGCCUUCUUCAAGGGCGCCUGGUCCAACGUGCUGCGCGGCAUGGGUGGAGCCUUCGUGCUGGUCCUGUACGACGAGCUCAAGAAGGUCAUCUAAAGUCCCUCGGCUCGCUGCUUUUAUAAUAUAACGUUUAACCCAAUAAAUAAAAGUGCACGGUGAGAAACGGUUAAAGCCGAAAUGUGAAACUGUUCUACCGGCUGGACUCGUCUGCCUUACUGGUGGGGCUUGCUCGGUAGUUUGCUGCUAGUUCGUAUUAACACAGAGAUGCUAAAUAUAUUUAAAUUGUAUGUUAGUCUAUUUUUUUUCUCCUUUUUUCCCUGUCCCAUCCGUCAGCACGGUCAUUCCUCGUCCUUCACUGUGAAACCUGCUUUGUGUUCUCCAUGUUCUUUAGUUGAUCGUUUUUAAAUCAUGACUUGAAUAAAUUGAACCUACUGAACAAUCCUA